AUGAAGCAUCGGAGCAUCCGAACAUCGGAGAAGACAGGUUUGCUAGCUGCAGGUUUGGUAUUCUUCAUCGGUGCUGCCCUAUUCAUCUCCAGCCUCACCGAAAAUGGAAACUCAUUCAUUUGCUCUCUACCCAUUUUCGGCAAGGAUGAUAAAAUCCCCACAGCGAUUCAAUUACAUGCCAUUCUCCAUUACGCCACAUCACGAACAACACCGCAACUAUCCAAGGAUGAGAUCAGCCUCGCCUUUGACGUCUUGAAAUCACGAGCCCCAUGCAACUUCCUCAUAUUUGGCCUCGGCCACGACUCGCUCAUGUGGGUCUCAUUCAACCCACGAGGCACGACACUGUUCCUCGAGGAGGACCCCAAGUGGCUCAAGAAAGCCUUGCAGGAUGCUUCGCAGCUGCGUGCGGUACAUGUGACCUACCACACGCAGCUGAAGCAGGCGGACGACCUGCUCACAUCGUAUAAAUCCGAAACGAUAUGCAGGACGUCCGUGGCCGUGCUACAUGGCAACACACAUUGCAGGUUGGCAUUGAGCAACCUACCGGACGAGGUGUACGAGAGGGAGUGGGACUUGAUCAUGAUCGAUGGGCCUCAGGGUUGGUUUGCCGAGGCGCCUGGUCGGAUGAGUGUUAUAUUCGCGGUGGCUGUCAUGGCCAGGAAAAGGCGAGGUCCGGGAUCAACGCACGUGUUCUUGCAUGACGUUGAUCGGAAGGUGGAGAAGGCUUUUGCGGAGGAGUUUCUGUGCCGUAAAUACCUUGUGAACGCCGUGGGGAGGCUCUGGCAUUUUGUAAUUCCGUCCGCCGUUGAUGUCAACGAUACUGACGACGCAAGUUUUUGCUAGCUUGCUGGUACUU
Messenger RNA from Fragaria vesca subsp. vesca, 856 nucleotides. RefSeq names its product glucuronoxylan 4-O-methyltransferase 1-like. Lineage: Eukaryota; Viridiplantae; Streptophyta; Magnoliopsida; Rosales; Rosaceae. The transcript has a single exon. Gene Ontology annotation, biological process: xylan biosynthetic process. The record is from RefSeq and is a predicted model, not a curated record. Bases 1 to 843 code for a protein of 280 amino acids.